Messenger RNA from Parus major (Great Tit), 2554 nucleotides. RefSeq names its product epoxide hydrolase 1 (gene EPHX1). Bases 364 to 1758 code for a protein of 464 amino acids. The transcript has 9 exons. Gene Ontology annotation, molecular function: epoxide hydrolase activity. Lineage: Eukaryota; Metazoa; Chordata; Aves; Passeriformes; Paridae. Gene Ontology annotation, biological process: epoxide metabolic process. The record is from RefSeq and is a predicted model, not a curated record.
UUCCUUCUGCUGGGCACGAGUCUGUGUUUCUCUUAGCUCUACUAAGGAGCGGCGAGCGCUGGUGAGCCCGGCUAGCAGCACUUGGGAGCUCACAGGUGCUGGUUCCACACGGCGGCUGCCCGGCCGUGCCCUAAUUCUGGCAGGGCAGCCGGGAGCCAGCGCUCGCAGCCUGGGGCGCUCCGGGAGCCGCAGCGCCCGGCCGGCUGUGCGGGGGCUGCGGGGACAGAGCCGCGGAGCCUCUGUGCCCCGGAACCUCUGUGCCCCGGGCAGAACGACAUUUCCCGGCGGGCUGCGGAGCGAGACCGGGGCCGGAGGCUCGGGAGGCUCCGGGAGCGCGGUGCCCUCUCCGGGCCGGCAGGCAUCAUGCUGCUCGAGGUGUUCCUGGUCCUGGGGACACUCCUCAUCUACUUCUUAUUUUCCAAGAAGAAGGAAGAGAUGCUGCCCUUCAAAGAUGGCUGGUGGGGCAAGGGACAAAAGCCUGUGACUAAAGAAGACUCAAGUAUUAGGCCAUUUAAGGUGGAGACCACAGAGGAAGAGCUGAGUGAUUUAUUUAGGAGACUUGACCAGGCUCGAUUCACUGAGCCACUGGAGAACAGUUGCUUCCAUUAUGGAACUAACUCAGUGCAUCUCAGGAAGGUUGUGUCCUACUGGAAAAACCAGUUCAAUUGGAAGAAACAAGUUGAAGUCCUCAACAAGUACCCACAAUUCAAAACAAAGAUUCAAGGCAUUGAUAUCCAUUUUGUCCAUGUAAAGCCUCCUCGUUUGCCUGAAGGCCAGGCUGCAAAGCCACUAUUAAUGGUUCAUGGUUGGCCUGGCUCAUUUUACGAGUUUUACAAAAUUAUCCCUUUCCUGACGGAUCCUGCAAGCCACGGUCUCAGUGAUGAGCACAUUUUUGAAGUCAUUUGCCCAUCUAUCCCUGGUUAUGGUUUCUCAGAAGCACCCCACAAAAAAGACUUCAAUUCUGUGAGUGCUGCUUCUGUUUUUUAUGAACUGAUGCUCAGACUGGGAUUCAAUGAGUUCUACACCCAGGGUGGUGACUGUGGCUGGCUCAUCUGCACCAACCUGGCCCAGAUAGCUCCCAACCAUGUGAAAGGUCUCCAUUUAAAUAUGGUCUUAGUUUCGAAGCUGGGACUCACUCAGCUGCUCUCCGUCCUGCUGGGCCGGUACUUCCCAGGGCUCUUCGGAUUCCAGGAUGAAGAUGUCAGGAGGAUGUUCCCCUUCUUGAAAAAAGGGCUCUACAAGAUCCUGUCUGAGUUUGGCUACGCUCACAUACAGGCUACAAAGCCAGAUACUGUUGGCUGUGGUUUAAAUGACUCUCCUGUGGGACUGGCUGCAUACAUCUUGGAGAAGUUUUCUUCGUGGACUGAUAUGGAAUUCCAGAAUCUAGAGGAUGGAGGACUAGAGAGGAAGUUCAGCCUGGAUGAUCUGCUCACCAAUAUCAUGAUCUACUGGGUGUCAGGCUGCAUUGUCUCCUCCAUGCGUUUCUACAAAGAAAACUUGGAGAAGGGGAUAGGCACACAGAAGCAUGAAAAGCUCACAGUACAGGUACCCACUGGCAUUGCCUCCUUCCCUAAUGAAAUCCUGCACACACCUCAGGCUUGGGCCAAGAAGAAGUACACCAACAUCGUCUCCUUCCACUUCAUGCCUCGAGGUGGCCAUUUCGCAGCCUUCGAGGAACCUGAACUUCUUGCUAAAGAUAUUCUGCAAUUUGUUGACAAAGUAGAGAAAGAACAACUCUGGAAAAAGAAAGGGGAAUAACUUCCCUAAGAAACAGCAGGGUAAUUACUUUUAGCUUAGCACAUGUACAGGGCUUACUAAGUCUACUGUAAUUAGAUCUUACUGCUGACCAGAUGUGAGCAAGGACAGAAAGAAAAAUGCAGUGUAUCUCCAAAAUCCCAAUGGAUUUUGGGUUGGGCUUUUUUUUUUUUUUUUUUUUUUUUUGGUUCAGCUAGGCUAAGAAAGUAGCAUAAAGAGGAGUACUUGGGUAUCUUCUAAACCACUCUGUAGUAUUCUUGACUCUUUCUUUGAGAUUGAAAAAUAGACCUCACAACUACUAAUGUACCUAGUAACAGUUUAACUGUUAUGAAGGGCUUUUUUUUUCAUGGCAGCAGUAAAAUUUGAGAUGCUGUGAGUAUAAAGUUCCUUACAUAAAGAGUGGGGAGCAGCCUGGCAGGACCUAACUUGCAUGAGUGCAUGAAUCAGCAUUGAAUCUUUAAACUGCCUUCUGCUUGCUGCCUUUCUCUUCCAGCCUGGGCUGUAAAGCAGCUUCCUGGCUGUGAAGAAGCUGGACUGCCCUGUGCCAUGCUCCUGGGAUAUGUGAGGAGCAGCUGAAACACACAGGUGCCUGUAGCUCAGUCCAGGAGGAGGGGCUGGGUAGGAGUAACUACAGCCUCAGCUACCUCUGCACUGAAUUUGUACUCUUAAACCAUAGCCCUAGAUAGGCUCAACACACUGUUGCUUUGCACUGCUAUGGCAGGGUAUUGUAAAUACCUCUUGCUAAAGAAUAAAAACAUGGCUGAUUCAAAAGUAAAAGUGCAUUAAAUAUUUGAAUAAC